Messenger RNA from Myripristis murdjan (pinecone soldierfish), 2889 nucleotides. RefSeq names its product reticulocalbin 1, EF-hand calcium binding domain (gene rcn1). Lineage: Eukaryota; Metazoa; Chordata; Actinopteri; Holocentriformes; Holocentridae. The record is from RefSeq and is a predicted model, not a curated record. The transcript has 6 exons. Gene Ontology annotation, molecular function: calcium ion binding. Gene Ontology annotation, cellular component: endoplasmic reticulum. Bases 332 to 1243 code for a protein of 303 amino acids.
GGAAAGCAGACAGGAUAGCCGAAACCCCGUCCCGGCUGGGCUGUAGGUGUUCUCGCAGGACCCGGGGGCUUGCAGCAGUGGCACACAGCUAGUUGUUGGAUGCGGCGCCGCUGCUACAUUGUUGCACUCCGCUGUUGAAAGGAGGGUGGUCAGUGUGUAGGGGUACAGCCAGCCCAAGUGGCUCCGUUUGCUGCCUGCUCAUUGUGCCUUGGAUAGUGCCACAGGCCUAUUAAGAAACAGCUGACUUGACCUCAGAAAACCCAGCUUCAGCCCUGACUGAUGGACGUCUUCAGCUACAUUUGCGCUUUGCUUCUUUGCACUGUUGCGGUGCAUGGUAAAGCCAACGUUAAGAAAAGAGAGGGUUCAUCACGACCACGAGCUGAGCAGGCAAGCCCACGAAGACAAUAAAAGCUACCAGUACGACCACGAGGCCUUUCUUGGCAAAGAGGAGGCCACAACAUUUGAUCAGCUCACCCCAGAGGAGAGCAAGGACAGGCUUAGUAAGAUAGUGGACCGGAUAGACAGCAACAAAGAUGGCUACAUCACCACCGACGAGCUCAAGACUUGGAUAAAACGGGUGCAGAAGCGCUAUGUGUAUGAGAAUGUGGCCAAGGUGUGGACAGAUUACGACUUGAACAAAGACAACAAGAUCUCCUGGGAUGAGUACAAGCAAGCCACAUAUGGCUACUAUCUCGCCAACCCAGAGGAGUUUGAGGACGCAACCGACCAGUUCAGCUUCAAGAAGAUGCUUCCGCGUGACGAGAGGAGGUUCAAAGCAGCUGAUUCGAAUGGGGACCAGGCAGCAGACAGAGAAGAGUUCACAGCCUUCCUCCACCCUGAGGAGUUUGACCACAUGAAGGAUAUUGUGGUUUUGGAAACCUUGGAGGACAUUGAUAAGAAUGGCGAUGGACAUGUGGAUGAGGAUGAGUAUAUCGCUGACAUGUUUGCCCAUGAGGAUGGUGGUCCAGAGCCAGAUUGGGUGAAGACUGAGAGGGACCAGUUCUCUGACUUCCGGGACUUGAACAAAGAUGGGAAGAUGGACAGGGAAGAGAUCCGCCAUUGGAUUCUGCCGCAAGAUUACGACCAUGCCCAGGCUGAGGCCAGACAUCUGGUCUAUGAGUCUGACCAGGACAAGGACCAGAUGCUGACCAAAGAGGAGAUCCUCGAGAACUGGAACAUGUUUGUGGGAAGUCAGGCUACCAACUACGGGGAGGAUCUCACCAGGAACCAUGAUGAGCUCUGAGCUCUCGGUGCAGUUUCUGGUGUGUGUGUGUGUGUGUGUGUGUGUGUGUCUGUGUCUGUGUGUGUGUGUGUGUGUGUGUGUGUGUGUGUGGUGUGUGUGUGUGUGUGUGUGUGUGUGUGUGUGUGUGUGUGUGUGUGUGUGUGUGUGGUGUGAGAGAGAGGAGGGUUGUUCAACCAGCUUUGUCUUCAAAGACAAAAUCACAGAUUCUUGUGCCCCCACCCCACCACCACCACGAUGACCACUCCAUCUUUUCCUCAUAAUAGUGGGACAGACAUUGCUCUGUUGGAUAUAUACCAACACUGUAGAUACCAGACAAGAGGAGGGAUACAGGAUGGUCUUACCACUACCAUUACUUGUCCAUCUUGAUCUUUAUAUUUGUUUGGUUCUGUUUCUGACAUUCAGGAGCAAAGCCAGAGCCAGUGGAGUUGCUUUAACUACCAUCGAUGGUGCCUUCCAGCCAUAGUGCUGGCUUAGCUGCCUCAAUGAUUUGUGUAUAGUCUUUGUCACAAACUAUGAAAGCUGAACUUUACACAGAUUAACAGAUACAGGAACGCCUUCCUUUGAUAAUGACGUUAAUGUGAAAGCACAGCUCAGAACACUUAUUCUGAUUUUAUUUAUUUAUUGAACAACUUGAGGACUUUCAUGUUUGGGAGAGAUUAACAGUGUUCAACCGAAGAUCGUUCUUUGUUUUUAUAUACUACAAACGCUAUUGGUGUUUUUUUGUUUGUUUGUUUGUUUACGGUUUCCUGGCCAAAUAAUUUCAAAACUUUUUUUGUUAGUUUCAUCUAGUUAUAUACUUUAAGAACUGUACAACAUAAUGUCUUAAUGGCAUGUUUUUUGCACGUGUUUUUUCUGUUAGUGGUAGUCUGUGAAAGAUUAUUUCUUUGUUUUUGUUUUUAGUUUUUAAUGUAUUUAUUGGUAGACCUAAGGCCAGCAUGUUUCAUAUUAAGUUUUUAUUGACAUUUGAUUGUGUUAGAAUGGAUUUUUACCGUAUCAAAAUAAAAAUGUCGACUUCAGAAGUGCUGUCUUGCCAAGAAUGCAGGAGAGAGGAGAGGAUGUUUCCUUUGCACCUCUCUCAUAUCAGGACGUCCUGCAUCCUGUUACAUCACUCCCACUUUGUCCGCUGUGUCGUAUGUACCAGCUUAUUAUACCUGCCUUGUAUCAGCCUGAUGUUUUUUUGUUUUUUUGUUUUUUUGUUUGUUUUUUGAACAUAUGAAACACAUUUUCUGAAAUUCCUCUUUUGUCUGUGUAUUUUUUAUUUGUAUUUUUUGAUGUAGUGAGUAAUCUUGGUGACAGAUACUGUAUGUAGGAGCAACUCACGAAAAGUAUAAACUAUGACAAGAAUUUGUGAAGGCCUAAUUUUUAGAGUUUUUCGCCAGCACGUGAUUUGUUCCUAUUUUUUGUUUGUCUCUUUCUCCUUUUUUUCUUGUUAGAGUUCUGUUUUGUCCCAGUACUCAUUUACAUAAUAGUCCACUUCAUGGACAGGCACAAACACAUUAAAAUGUAACUAAUAUGUGCUACAGAUGCUCAGGAGGUGGCACAGUACAUUUCUAUGUAUGUGGUACGUGUGUCCAAAAAAUAUCUUUUGCACAUUGUUCAAUGAUAGAAAUAGAAAACAGAUAUUGAAUAAAUGGUGUUUUGUUUCA